UGUAAAAAAUGUGGCCCGCGGAGACGGGAAGUUGUGGGCUUCCCCUACGGAGGCACACCGCUACAUCGCUGACCCGGAAGAGCUGAGCUCUGCAGCAGAGCGGGGGACGCGUGCGUGCUUCGGGAGGGAGGCCGCGGCUGGUAGGGUGCCCUGCGCUUGCCUCUCGGGCUGAGGCACACUUGACCCAAAUCCCAUUCGCGGUCGCGCAGAGGCCCCGCCGCCGGUCCCUUCUGAUUACACCAUGCCUCUCAGCCUCUUCCGGCGCCUUCUCCUUGCUGCCCUGCUGCUGGUGAUUAUUUGGACCCUUUUCGGGCCCUCAGGCAUCGGGGAGGAGCUGCUGAGCCUCUCACUGGCUUCCCUGCUCCCGGCGCCCGCCUCCCCAGGGCCGCCUCUGGCCCUGCCCCGCCUCCUGAUCCCCAAUGUGGAGGCAUGCGGGGGUCCCGGCGCCCCACCCUUCCUGCUCAUACUGGUGAGCACGGCCCCAGAGAACUUGAACCAAAGAAAUGCCAUUCGGGCUUCGUGGGGCGGGCUGCGCGAGGCCCGAGGGCUCAGGGUGCAGACACUCUUUCUGCUGGGAGAGCCAAGCUUGCGGCAUCCCAUCAGGGAAUCCCACGAGAUCGAGAUCGACUUAGCACGAGAGGCAGCAACCCGGGGAGAUAUCUUGCAGGCGGCUUUCCGGGACUCCUACCGGAACCUUACUCUGAAGACUCUCAUCGGGCUGAAUUGGGCGGACAGACAUUGUUCCAUGGCCCGAUACAUCCUCAAGACAGACGAUGAUGUGUUUGUCAACGUCCCCGAACUGGUAUCUGAGCUGGUUCGGCGAGGAGGCCGUUGGGAACAAUGGGAGAAGAGCAUGGAGCCUCCGAGAGAGAAUGAGUUUGGAGAUGAAGAGUGGGAAAGGUCCAUCUUCAGGAGCCAGCCAAUGCCUCUUUUGUACUUGGGCCGUGUGCACUGGCGGGUACACCCCACUCGGACACCAGGGAGCAAACACCAGGUAUCAGAGGAGCAGUGGCCUCCCACCUGGGGCCCCUUUCCACCCUAUGCCUCUGGCACAGGGUAUGUGCUGUCGGCUUCUGCUGUGCAGCUCAUCCUAAAAGUGGCCAGCCAGGCACCCCGUCUACCACUGGAGGAUGUCUUUGUGGGGGUAAGUGCCCGACGAGGAGGCCUCACCCCAACCCACUGUGUCAAGCUGGCUGGGGCCACCCACUAUCCCCUGGACCGGUGCUGCUAUGGGAAAUUCCUGCUGACAUCCCACAAGUUGGACCCCUGGAAGAUGCAGGAAGCCUGGAAGCUAGUGAGAGGCUCUGAUGGGGAAAAGACUGCACCCUUCUGCUCCUGGCUCCAGGGAGUCUUGGGCAUCCUAAGGUGUCGGGUAAUAGCCUGGCUUCACAGCUGACAGUGACGGGGCCACAGCAGAGGAGUGAGGAACUCCAGGUCUAGCCGGCACUCCUCACAGCCUUCUCGCCCAGGCCCAUGGCAGGGGCCCUAGCCUGGCUGCAGAUGACCAGUUUCUGCAAUCAGAUGCUCAGUCUAUCACUGAAGACGGAGGGAUACAAGAGACAUCUAGGGGCCUGGCCUGCCAGCCCCAAAGACACUCCCCACGACGAGCACAACACUGCUGGGGUUGUUCUCUCCAGCCAGAGGAGAGGGGCACAAGCUCCUCAAUAAACUUGUCUCUCUA
Molecule: messenger RNA, 1681 nt
Organism: Hyaena hyaena (striped hyena)
Lineage: Eukaryota; Metazoa; Chordata; Mammalia; Carnivora; Hyaenidae
Gene: B3GALT4
Product: beta-1,3-galactosyltransferase 4
Exons: 2
Coding region: 242-1396 (384 amino acids)
Cellular component (GO): membrane
Molecular function (GO): N-acetyl-beta-D-glucosaminide beta-(1,3)-galactosyltransferase activity
Source: RefSeq, a predicted model, not a curated record